Molecule: messenger RNA, 1749 nt
Organism: Phycodurus eques (leafy seadragon)
Lineage: Eukaryota; Metazoa; Chordata; Actinopteri; Syngnathiformes; Syngnathidae
Gene: slc17a6a
Product: solute carrier family 17 member 6a
Exons: 12
Coding region: 1-1749 (582 amino acids)
Biological process (GO): monoatomic anion transport; synaptic transmission, glutamatergic; regulation of synapse structure or activity
Cellular component (GO): excitatory synapse; synaptic vesicle membrane
Molecular function (GO): L-glutamate transmembrane transporter activity; neurotransmitter transmembrane transporter activity
Source: RefSeq, a predicted model, not a curated record
AUGGAGCCCGAGAGCAAUGAGGGAGCUGUUCCAAAGACUAAAGAGGGACUAAAACAGAUCGCAGGAAAGGCCCUCGGAAGUCUGUACAGGAGGUUGGAGAAGCGGCAGCAGACGGGCGAGGCCAUCGAGCUGACCGAGGAUGGGAGGCCCCGGGCCGAGCAGGGCCGCAGGGGGCCCCUGUGCGACUGCACGUGCUUCGGACUUCCACGCAGGUACAUCAUCGCCAUGCUGAGCGGCCUGGGCUUCUGCAUCUCCUUCGGCAUCCGCUGCAACUUGGGCGUGGCCAUCGUCAGCAUGGUCAACAACAGCACCAUCCACCAGAACGGCAAGAUCAUCAUUAAAGAGAAAGCCAAAUUUAACUGGGACCCCGAGACGGUGGGGAUGAUCCAUGGCUCCUUCUUCUGGGGUUACAUCGUCACCCAAAUUCCAGGGGGAUAUAUUUCCUCCAGACUGGCUGCCAACAGGGUUUUCGGGGCAGCCAUUGUGCUCACGUCCAUCCUGAACAUGUUCAUCCCCUCUGCGGCCCGCGCGCACUACGGAUGCGUCAUCUUUGUGAGGAUAUUACAAGGCUUGGUUGAGGGAGUGACUUACCCAGCGUGUCACGGCAUCUGGAGUAAAUGGGCUCCUCCACUGGAGAGGAGUCGUCUGGCAACCAUCUCUUUCUGUGGAUCCUACGCUGGUGCGGUCAUAGCCAUGCCUCUAGCUGGAAUCUUAGUCCAGUACACAGGGUGGUCGUCCGUCUUCUACGUGUACGGCACCUUUGGCUUAAUCUGGUACAUGUUUUGGAUCUUGGUGUCCUACGAGAGCCCGGCCGAGCACCCGACCAUCACGGAGGAGGAGCGCCGUUACAUCGAGGAGAGCAUCGGCGAGAGCGCCCAGCUGACGGGCGCCAUGGAGAAAUUCAAGACCCCUUGGAGAAAGUUCUUCACCUCCAUGCCCGUCUAUGCAAUUAUUGUGGCAAACUUCUGCAGGAGUUGGACCUUUUAUCUCCUGCUCAUCAGCCAGCCUGCUUACUUUGAAGAAGUGUUUGGCUUUGAAAUAAGCAAGGUCGGAAUAGUGUCAGCGCUCCCCCACCUGGUCAUGACCAUCAUCGUGCCCUUAGGAGGCCAGUUAGCCGACUACCUGCGUACACACAACAUCCUGUCCACCACCACGGUCCGCAAGAUCAUGAACUGUGGAGGAUUCGGUAUGGAGGCCACCCUCCUCCUGGUGGUGGGUUAUUCUCACAGUAAGGGGAUAGCUAUCUCCUUCUUGGUGCUGGCGGUGGGCUUCAGUGGCUUUGCAAUAUCAGGUUUUAAUGUCAACCAUUUAGACAUCGCUCCACGUUACGCCAGCAUCCUCAUGGGCAUCUCCAAUGGCGUGGGCACCCUGUCAGGGAUGGUCUGCCCUCUAAUCGUGGGAGCCAUGACAAAGAAUAAGACUCGGGAAGAGUGGCAGUACGUCUUCCUGAUUGCCUCCCUGGUGCAUUACGGGGGCGUGGUCUUCUACGGGAUCUUCGCAUCCGGGGACAAACAGCCGUGGGCUGACCCGGAGGAGACCAGCGACGAGAAGUGCGGUUUCAUCGAUGAAGACGAGCUGGCCGAAGAGACGGGCGACAUCACGCAGGGUUACGGCGUCAUGGGCGGGCCCGCUAAAAGCUACGGGGCCACCGCACAGCUCAAUGGAGGAUGGGUGCAGGACUGGGAUAAGACGGAGGAGUAUGUUCAGGAACCCGCCGGGAAGAUGUACUCAGAGCGAGGCUACUCUUAA